UACUUUUGGACGGGCUGUCGGUCGUUGGUGACGAGCUUCGGGCCGUAGUAAAGAAAAGAAUUAAGCAUACAUCCCUGAAUUUAGUUCGUCAUUUGUUAUAAAUUAAUAUAGCAUAGUACCCAGUAAAAUUGUAAUCUAAAAUAGGAAGGCGUUUUAUGGUGAAAUUGUAAAUAUCUGCACCGAAGAGGAGAGAGAGAGUCGCCGCUGCUGGUCUCGAGCUGCCCCUGCUGUCGUCAUAUCGGCCAUGAAUUCCAAUGUAGAAAACCUGCCGCCGCACGUAAUCCGACUGGUGUACAAAGAAGUGUCGGCGCUCACUGCAGAUCCCCCUGAAGGCAUAAAAAUAUUUCCCAAUGAAGAGGACAUCACAGAUUUGCACGCCACUUUGGAGGGUCCAGAAGGGACGCCAUUUGCUGGUGGAGUUUUUAAAAUGCGCCUCGUUCUGGGAAAAGAUUUUCCAGCUACACCACCCAAAGGUUAUUUCCUGACAAAGAUCUUCCAUCCAAAUGUCGGUCACAAUGGAGAAAUCUGUGUCAAUGUUCUCAAGAAAGACUGGAAGGCCGAGCUGGGCAUCAGGCAUAUUCUACUGACAAUCAAGUGUCUUCUAAUCCACCCGAACCCGGAGUCUGCCCUGAAUGAAGAGGCCGGCCGCCUUCUCCUUGAAGAUUACUCCGAGUAUGCCUCCAGGGCCAGGUUGAUGACCGAGAUCCAUGCAAUGGGAAGCAGCACAGGCUUGAGCCACCUGCGGGUCGGAACAGGGGUACCAGGGGACGGAGACAGUGAAGACGUGGGCCUUGGUGGCGCAACAAACGAGGGGGGCCCUCAGCCAAAGAAGCACGCGGGAGAGAACAGCAAGCGACUAAACAAUGGAAAAAAGAAGAUAGAGAAGAAAAGGGCGUUGCGGCGAUUAUAGUAGGCCUGGAAAUUUUAGAGCCUUUGUUAUCAGUUGGGGGAGGGAGGGAAGGGAAAGGGUCGGUGAGGUUCAUGGAAAUCUUCUUGCUGUGAGAACUUUUAUAAUGUGAUAUACACCAGGUUUUUUUUUAAACAAAUUGAAUACAAAGGAGGAGAAUCCUGAAAAAUGCAAUUCAUAACGUUUUCCUGGCCCUGAUGUUAGUCAUAUUUUAGACUUGUUUGUUAUACCUUUCUUAAAAAAAAGAAAACAAAAAAAA
Molecule: messenger RNA, 1166 nt
Organism: Polypterus senegalus (gray bichir)
Lineage: Eukaryota; Metazoa; Chordata; Cladistia; Polypteriformes; Polypteridae
Gene: ube2s
Product: ubiquitin-conjugating enzyme E2S
Exons: 4
Coding region: 245-910 (221 amino acids)
Source: RefSeq, a predicted model, not a curated record